Molecule: messenger RNA, 939 nt
Organism: Colletotrichum spaethianum
Lineage: Eukaryota; Fungi; Ascomycota; Sordariomycetes; Glomerellales; Glomerellaceae
Product: putative oxidoreductase
Exons: 1
Coding region: 1-939 (312 amino acids)
Source: RefSeq, a predicted model, not a curated record
AUGGCGACAGCACUCAUGAUGGGCGGGUGCAACUUCCAGCCAGACACUGACAUUCCAGACCUUGCCGGCAAAGUCGUCCUCGUCACGGGCGGAAACGCCGGCCUCGGUCUGGAGACGAUCCGCCAGAUCGCCAAGCACAACCCCGCGCAAAUCUACCUGGCGGGCCGCUCCAAGGAAAAGGGAGAGGCCGCCAUUGAGGCCCUGAAGAAGGAAAACGCCAGCCUUGCCCCAAUCUCGUAUCUCCCGUUGGACCUCGCCUCGUUUGAGAGUGUCAAGUCCGCAGCGAAGCAGUUCACAGCGUCCUCGACGCGCCUUGAUCUCCUCAUCAACAAUGCCGGAAUCAUGUCCACGCCCGAGGGCCUCACAAAAGAGGGCUACGAGAUCCAGUUCGGCACAAACCAUAUGGGCCACGCGCUGUUUACCCAGCUUCUCCUGCCCACCCUCAAGAAGACCGCCGUCGAGAACCCCGACGUGCGCGUCGUCUUCCUCUCCUCGGCCGCCGAGGGCUGGGCCCCCAAGGGCACGUACCAGUUCGACAAGCUCAAGACCAAGAUGCCCGAGACGGCAAGCCGGUUCCGCUACGGCAUCUCCAAGGUCGCUAACAUCCACUACGCUGCCGCGCUCGCGGAGCGCAACCCAGAGAUGAAGAUCGUUAGCGUCCACCCUGGUGUCGUCGACACCAACCUUGCGGAGGCCCUCAUCAACAACUCCAACAUGCUGCUGGGCACGCUCGUCUGGAUAGGCACAAAAAUUGUGGCCGUGAGCCCGCAAAAGGGCGCGCUGAACCAGCUCUGGGCGUCGUUCCACCCGGACGUCAAGACGGGGACGUUUUAUUUCCCCGUCGGCGUUGCGGGCAAGGGGACGAAGUUGAGCCAGGACAACGAGAAGAAGGAGCAGCUGUGGAAGUGGACCGAGGACGAGCUCCAAAGUCACUUGUAA